AUGGCAAUCCUUGUUCUUCAUUACACUCUUCAUAAUUCUGACUUCUUCAUUGUAGUUGCCACGUACAUUUCUAUUAUUCGUUGCAUUGCAGAUUUUCACGUUCUUGUUGGUUGCAUUGCGAUGUCUCUAAGCAGGCUAUCAACUUUCCGUCUUCAAUCCUUGAAAAACUGCUCUAUUGUUCUCUUCAUGUUCUUCAAUUUUUUCCAACCCUUUGUUCAUCCACUUUCCUUCAGCAUCAAACGCUUUGGUCUAGAUGCAAACAACAUACUUUAUGAAGGUGAUGCCGCGCCUUCUUCAUUCGGAGUGAUUGAACUCAGCACGAUCGCAGACACAGAUAUAUAUAUUUCCGCACUGGCCGAGCUACACUUCACUACUAAUUUCUCUUUCGUUGUCGACACUCGUAAUAGAACCUCGUUUGCUGAUGGAAUUGCCUUUUUCAUUGCCCCUGUUCACUAUUCAAAUCCACCAGACUCUGCUGGUGGUGAGCUAGGAUUAUUGAACAGCACCACUCGUUUUGAAGCAUCCCAAAACGAAAUUGUAAUGGUUGAGUUUGACACUUUGACAAACCAAUGGGAUCCACUCGGGCCACACGUUGGGAUCAAUAUCAAUACCAUAUCCUCAGUUGUUCAUGCCAGUUGGGAUGCUCCCGGCAACAGUGGGAAGAUGGCUCACGUACAGAUAUUUUAA
Molecule: messenger RNA, 687 nt
Organism: Prunus armeniaca (apricot)
Lineage: Eukaryota; Viridiplantae; Streptophyta; Magnoliopsida; Rosales; Rosaceae
Source: the annotation of a GenBank genome assembly